AGCCGCUGCCCCCCGUGCCAGCCUGGAGCGGAUUUGAGUUGCCGCCGGGAUCGCUGUGAAUGCUGCCGGCUGCUAUGAGUCAGCCCCGGGACCACCGAGAGCCGGAGCCGUCCGGAGGCACCGUCCGCCCGCAGCUGGGGCAAAAUGCCACCCCAUUUCUGGACAGUAAUCCUUUUAACAACACACUCCUGCCGUCCCCUGCCAGUCUUCAGCUUGCUCAGCUGCAAGCCCAUCUCACCCUUCAGAGGCUGAAAUUUGCUCAGAGUGCAGUGACAAGUAACACAGCAGCUGCUACAGUCCUCAACCAAGUCCUCUCUAAGGUGGCUAUGUCACAGCCACUCUUCAAUCCUCUUAGAAAUGCCACCAUGAUUGGAGCACAUGGAGUGUCUUCUCUAGCAUCUACCAUGCACAAUGCCAGGUUUCCAUCCAGUGGAGUACCAUUUUCUGCCCAGAAUCAAGCCAUGGCACCCAAACAUCCAAGCCAGAACUCUAUGCCAACGUUUGGAAAAGGCAUGGGUGGAAGCAAGCCUGGAACAUUUUAUAGCGGCUCCAAGGCAUUCAGUGCAGAUAAUGAACAACCUGUGUAUCAUGGCUUCACAGGAAAUACUACAAGCUCAAGUUCUACUGCCGAUGGUCAGUAUGGUCCUAAGCAUGACCAUCCAUCUGGAUAUAAAAAGGAAUAUUUUGAUACACAAGGACAGCACCAAUCCAUGAGCAAGAAAGGAGACAUAGGUCUAGUGCCGCAUGGUAAUACACAAAACAAUCAAUGGGAAUCAUCUCGUGUAUGGCAAUCACCCAAUCAGCAUUACGAAGCCAGAAAUGAGCUCUACAACCCAGAAGAACCAACUCCUGAUACCAAAUUCAGUCCAUCGAACUCCCCAGCUUUCAGCAGACACAAUAAUGGGAAGACAGCAAACUGUGCCACCAACAUGAAGACUCUCCAACCACAUGAACUGAAUGAUUUCCAUGGGAUUCCCCCUUUGCACCUUCCUCACACAUGUACCAUGUGUGACAAAAAGGUCUUUAAUUUAAAGGACUGGGAGCUGCAUGUUAAAGGCAGGAUGCACAUUCAGAAGGUGAUGGGGGUUUCUGAAAAUGCCGGUAUACAUUGUGUGUCCAGCGUGAAUGAUGGGAUUCUAGCACCAUCCAUGAAUACCGACUUCACUCCCGUUGGUAAUGAAGGUUUCCCGGGAGAUGUUGACCAGUUGUACAUGCCUUCUGCCCCAGCUGCUUCCUUCCUUCAGUCUGGGUUGCCCUUCCCUGGACCACCCUCCUCUGCAAUAAAGUUUGCCCAGAGGAAGUCCAACACUGGUCGAGUGGUCCAUAUCUGCAACCUGCCAGAAGGAAGUUGCAAUGAGAAUGAUGUUGUCAAUCUGGGAUUACCAUUUGGGAAAGUAACCAACUAUAUUCUUAUGAAAUCCACAAACCAGGCUUUUCUGGAAAUGGCUUACAUAGAAGCAGCUGAGGCCAUGGUACAGUAUUACCAAGAAAAGCCUGCGAUGAUAAACGACGAAAAGUUACUUAUCCGCAUGUCAAAAAGAUACCAAGAGCUGCAGCUUAAGAAACCUGGUAAGAAUGUUGAUGCCAUUAUCCACGACAUCCAUUCGCAGAGGGAAAGAGAUAUCUUCCGUGACACAGACAGGUAUCGAAAUGAAAGGACGCGCUCCCGUAGUCCUGUGAGUCGCUCUCUGUCCCCAAGAUCUCACACACCGAGUUAUACAUCAUGUAGCUCUACCCAUAGUCCUUUAGGAACAACGAGAACCGAAUGGGGGAAUGGCAGAGAGUCGUGGGACCAGACUGCAUAUGGUCGGUGGGAAGAGGACAGAGAGCAGGGUGCUUGGAGGGACAGCGCUGAGGAGAAGAGAGAUAGAACAGACCACUGGGUUCAUGAGCGGAAGCAUUACUCCCGGCAGCUUGAAAAGUUAGAUUUGGAUGAUCGUACUGAUGCGUCAAGAGGUCACAGGGACAAAUAUGGAAACCCCCAUUCAACCAGAUAUAAAGGCAGAGAAGGAGAAUACUAUAGGAAAGAGUCCAAGUUGAAGUCCGAGGGAAAAUCUCAAGAUAUUUCUGGAAAACCGAAAAGAAAAGAAGAAGGAAAGGUACGGGAUGUUAAGGGAAGUCAUAGUGAGGACAUAAGUAAGAAGGAAAUAUCAGAACCAAAAUCAAUGAAAGAAUGUGACAGUGAGAAGGACACAGACAAGAGCAAAAAAAUAAACUCUUCGGGUGAGGAAGAACUCAAUGAGGGCAUCAAAAAAAGCAAAGACGAAAGGCCGAUUGAUAAAAAAAAGGAAAAUAAUAUCCUUGUUUCUGGUUCAAACAAGCAAGGAAAUAAAUUAGAAGAUGCAAAGACUGAAACUGCAAGACAUAAGGAGGAAGACUGGGAAAGUGGUAGUGAGACUUGGUAUCCAACCAAUAUGGAGGAACUUGUAACUGUGGAUGAAGUAGGAGAAGAAGAUUUAAUUAUAGAGCCAGAUAUCACUGAACUUGAGGAGAUAGUUUCCAUGGAGCCAAAAGAAAGCCUUAAUUGCAUUCAGAUGUGUCCGCAUGGAAUGAGCACAGUGAAUUUGGAAUGCCGAUCCAACCAGUCGUCAAGAAGUGAAUGUUCUUCUCCUCAAGAGGCAUCUAUUGCGAUGAGCUAUGCAUCACUAAGAGAAACUGCAAGUCCAGCCAGUAGCAGUUGUGGUCCUGUUGCAAAUGUCCCAGAUAUUAACAUAAAUACUGAACAGAAAUUGGAGGAGAAAGAGGUGUCCAGUAGAGCAAGUAGCCUCCAUGAGAAGGAAGAUCCAGGGGGAAGCUCUGAGAAUCGAAAUAAAGUCAACGACCUUCAGGCAAAGGACUGUAUAGGAAAUAGAGAAGACAAUUUGGAUACAUGUGUCGGCGUAUAUAACAGCAUGGAUUUGCAAGAAGACAAUAAUGUGAAGCUGAUGAGCAUGCAUGCCCAAGAAGAAAGACAUGACACCAGAGAUCAAGAUCUCUCCAUCUCUGAAGAGAAAUCUCUUGAAGUCCCAGAAUUUGGAUCAAAAGAAAUCCAUUCUUCACCUUCAUGGGAACAAGAUGAUGUUUUUACUGACCUUAGCAUCCCUCUAGGAGUGGAAUUCGUGGUCCCAAGAACUGGUUUCUACUGCAAACUCUGUGGGCUGUUUUAUACGAGUGAGGAAGUGGCAAAAACAUCUCACUGUCGGAGCCGGGUUCACUACAAAAAUCUUCAGGGAUACUUGUCAAGAUUGGCAGACGGAAGCUUAGGUAAAGCUGGAAUGGAGGGCAUAUUGCAUCAAGACGAUGUUGGCAUAGUUCCACAGUUUGAGAGAAAUCGGCCCUGACGCAAACUAUAAGCUGCUUGGAGGAAAAAAUUCAAGAAAAGUGCCAAUAAAGGACAAGGCCAGGUUAUUUUAAAGGAAUACAAUAACUCUGGAACCAAAAACAGGAGGAGACAUCCUUUAUCCAUUUAAAUCUGCUAUACUGCCGAGAGAAUGUAUGCAAAGGCAGAACCAGACAAGCAGAAAAUACUUAUUUUAUAUGAUUCUUUUCUAUAGUUGCUCAAAUAAGAACCAGUCCUGUUUAAUAGGCCUAUAAAUGUUUUUUAUAAUAUUUACAUUAACAUUUCCAUUCUGAAUUUAGCUGUAGAAUUCUUCUAUGAGGUUAUCUUUUUAGGAUGGAUCUAUGUAUUUUCUGCAGUAAAGGGGGAAUCAUAUGUUGUCUCUUAAUCCAAUGUCAUUCAGGGAAAUCAUGUUUUAUCAAUUCAAAGUGAAAUAAUUGGUAUUAUCCAAAGGGAAUCUGGAUUAGGGAGUUUAGAAAACAAGGAUCUUUGCUUAAGAAAAACAAGUCAUACACUGGCUCAGAUUGAAAUGUUGUUUAUUGUAUUUCAAGAUAACCCACCACGAUGUGCAAUUUAGGUUCCACAGCUAGUUGUGCAUCUACCCCAAAAGGUAUUUACGACGGGGCCCGGAGAUUCUUCAGUACCAAAUACAUUUUAAAAUGUUAAUGGUUUAUUGCAGGAAAUGUUAAUAUUAAAAAUAUUUAUGAAAGGUUGGCACUAGGGGUUCUUGGCAGUAAAAAUCUGUUAGCAGUAAUACCUAGUUAGAGAAAGGUUGCGAAACAGUGGAUAAGACAGCAUGGAUGCCUGGAGGUAUAUUUUGUAUAGCUUUGAAAAGAUUUGUCCUUGCUAAAUUAUGACUUUCGGAAUUCCUAAAAUAUGGGCUAAGGACAUUGAAUCCAGAUUAUGAGCCGUAGGAUCUCAGUGCAGAAUGUGAAAUUGUGAUUUCUAAUGUAACAAGUGCAUAUGCUUUGCACCCUUGAGCACCAAUGUGUCUAUCUAAUGAAAUAUGCAUUGUAUCAGGGAGAGGAUUUUUCUUUAUUUUUUUAAUCAGAAUUUUCUUUCUCUUUUUUUUUUUAAUAAGAAUUCUCAGGGAUUUUUUUCUAAUAUAAUGUAACUAGUAAUUAUAACUUAUGUAAUAAGUACCUCACUUUGUGCAAAUGUUCAAAAGAGUGAUAUUAUAUGGGUUUCAGAUGUUUAUAGUAAGUUACAAUCCUAUAUGGUUAAAAAAAAAAAAAAAAAAAGAUUACACAACCUGUGUACUUAUUACUUGCUCAUUAGUUUUCUAAAUUUUAAAAAGUAUUUUAGUGUAUGCCUCACUGUGAGAAGACUGCAAGCCAAAGCAUUUCAAGCACAACAUAACAUUAGUGUUGUUCCAACACUAUAUUUUGGCAUAGGAAAAUGUAUACACUAGACUAGACUUUAAAGGUUUAAUAGGUCUGGCCAUCCUGCACCUCUGCAACAGUUUUUGGGCUACAACUAUAUGCUCCACAGCCAGUCAUAAAUAGUAGUCACAGUGUGACAAAAGAUGAAGAGGCACAUUUCCCCAAACCAGCAAGAUAAAUCUGGACAGAAAACUCACCAUGUGUCUUGACCACAGUAAAACAAAAACACUAUGGUAUUAUAUAGGUUCUGUAAUAGCUAUUUAUUAAACUAAAUUAAUAAAUCUUCUCCCAGGGGUAACAACAAACAAAUGAAAUUUCUAGUGUGCAUUUUAGUUAUAUUGUUUGGGAUGGAAUCUAAACAUCAAUUAAGAAAUUAAAUGCACAUGACACAUCUAUUAGGAGAAAAGCUAUAUGCGAUUUUGCUGUUUAUGUAAAUGAAUAACCUUUAAUAAAUUGAAAUUUGGACAAAGAAGGUAAAACUAUAAAACUAAAUAUAAAAGAAUGUCAGUUGAAAAUAGCGUAUUCAUUGUGAGCUCUGACUUUGAUCCAGCAAUACACAGGGAAAAACAACAGAAAUGCAAAGCUUUCCAUAAGUUGUUCAGUAGUUCUUUUAUGAACUGUCUGAAAUUAACUCGCAUACUAUGUUAUGGAAAAACAAACAGGUUAAAAGAGAUCCACAAAUCCACUUGAUUUUUAAUUCGACAUAAAAUUAGCCAAAUUGGAAAACUUCUUUAAGCCAGCUUUGCUUCCAGUUCAGCUACAUUGGCCUUAAAUUGGCCUUAAAUUAUCUUUCGGCUCUCAUUUUAGGGAAUUAUUCUGUAAGAGUGGCCCUUUCUAAAGUCCGACGCUAUUGUCCUGUAACGUUCUAUAAAUGUGUAGACCCAAAGCAUUACAUUGUUUAACUAGUAAACAAUAAUUGGUGAUAAUGUCAAUUCCAGUACAUGAAGUAAAUAUAGCAAAGUAGCAAAAUAUAGCUCGGCUAUUCUGUCUAUGCUAUUUUAAUUGUUUCUUUUUUUUUAAUUCCUGAACAAACAUAAAUUAUUAUUUAAUUUAAAAUAAUUAUUAAUGUAUAAUUUUGCCUCUACAACAUAGUCUGCACUCACAUUUGUUCAGUGUCUGAGUCCUUUAUUUUAUCUAAGA
This is a messenger RNA of Pelobates fuscus (common spadefoot toad), 5838 nucleotides long. RefSeq names its product RNA binding motif protein 20 (gene RBM20). Gene Ontology annotation, cellular component: nucleus. NCBI's taxonomy places the organism in Eukaryota, Metazoa, Chordata, Amphibia, Anura, Pelobatidae. Bases 60 to 3320 code for a protein of 1086 amino acids. Gene Ontology annotation, molecular function: zinc ion binding; mRNA binding. The transcript is spliced from 14 exons. The record is from RefSeq and is a predicted model, not a curated record. Gene Ontology annotation, biological process: regulation of RNA splicing.